Labrus mixtus (cuckoo wrasse) is the source of this 1868-nucleotide messenger RNA. RefSeq names its product gastrula zinc finger protein XlCGF57.1-like. Gene Ontology annotation, molecular function: DNA-binding transcription factor activity; RNA polymerase II cis-regulatory region sequence-specific DNA binding. The record is from RefSeq and is a predicted model, not a curated record. Lineage: Eukaryota; Metazoa; Chordata; Actinopteri; Labriformes; Labridae. Gene Ontology annotation, biological process: regulation of transcription by RNA polymerase II. The transcript is spliced from 3 exons. Bases 101 to 1498 code for a protein of 465 amino acids.
CAGAGCAACCUUUUGAAAGUCUCUUUUUUGUCACACUUUGAGAAGAAAACUUGGUUGUAACUCAGUCUCAAGCUGCAUUGUACUGAGACAAAGUGAAAAAAUGUCUGCUAAAUCAUCCAAAGGAAGAAAAAAAUCUCUUUUAACCACGAGGUCUUCAAGUCCUACUCCGACCGCGGCCUCCACUGAAAAAAGUCCCCGGGGAGAAGCAGACUCAGCUGCGGCCGCAUCUACGACGGACACAGAGUCUUUUCACAGUGAGCUUCUGUCCUCCCUGCGCAAACAUUUGAUAGAGACUCUGAAGAUUGAGGUCCGGGCUGUGUUGGAGAGUGAAAUGGCAGUCAUUAGAGCCGACAUUACUGCAGCCAGGUCCGAGCUAAAGGAAUACAGAGAGUCCAUUACAUCCGAGCUGUCUACGUUGAGUGUCACGGUAAAAGAUGUCCAGCAGCUGUUGGUGAGUAAAGAAGAGCUUCCACCUGAGCAGCAGGAGUGGAGCCACAUUCUGGACCAGGAGGACACUAAGCCCCAACACAUUAAAGAAGAACGUGAGGAACUGUGGAUCAGUCAGGAGGAAGAACAGCUUCAAGGACUGAAGGAGGCUGAUACCACCAAGUUCCCCUUCACUCCUGUCUCUGUGAAGAGUGAAGAUGAUGAAGAGAAACCUCAGUCCUCACAGCUUCAUCAGAGACAAACUGAACAGAUGGAAACAGGAGUUGAUGGAGAGGACUGUGGAGGAGCAGAACCAGAGAGGGACUCAGAUCCAGAGAGAUGUUUACAAUCAGAGACUGAGGUCAAGACUGGAGACUCUGAUGAACCUGAGACUGAUGACAGUAAUGAUUGGCAAGAGACAAGAGGAGAUCUGUCAGAAUUAAACUUGAAAAAUAAGAAACUAAAAACUGGUAAGAGACCACAUAGCUGCUCGGAGUGCGGUAAAAGAUUUAACCGAAAAGGGAUUCUGACCAGACACAUGAUUAUUCACACUGGAGAGAAACCAUUCAGCUGCCCGGCUUGCAGUAGAAGCUUUACCCAAAGAGAACAUCUGGCCACACACAUGUUAGUUCACACUGGAGAGAAACCCUUCAGCUGCUCUGUUUGCCGUAAAGGUUUUACCCAAAGAGGAAGUCUGGCCAAACACAUGUUAGUUCACACAGGAGAAAAACCAUUCAGCUGCUCUGAGUGUGGUAUAAUGUGUAGUUCUAAGGGAAAUCUGACUAGACAUAUGAUGAUUCACACUGGAGAGAAAGCAAUAAGCUGCUCUCAGUGUGAGAAAAGAUUUACCCAUAGGUCUAGUUUGACAUAUCACAUGGCAAUUCACAGAGGGGAGAAACCCUUCAGUUGCUCUGUUUGCAGUAAAAGUUUUCUCCAAAGAGGAAAUCUGACCAGACACAUGUUAGUUCAUAAAGGAGAGAAACCCUUCAGCUGCUCUGAGUGUGGUAAAAGGUUUAAUUCUAAGAGAAAUUUGACCAGACACAUGAUGAUUCACACUGGAGAGAAAUGCUAAUCCUGUGCAAUGGUAAAAGUGAUCCAAAGGAAUCAAAGUUAACAACAUCACUAAUGUGUAUUCAUAAGUAUAUAUUGACUAACAGAUGUAUAAUUGCUGUUAUAAAGGGACAUAAGACUAUUCUAUUGACAGAAAUCUGUCUCUACUUUUUUGACAUUUAUGUUUUGUUGAUGACAUAUGAACCAGUAAGUUGGGAGGAGCUAUGAUGUUUGAAUUUAAAGGGUUUAUAUGAAACAGUUACAGAUCCUUCUCUCCUGAUAUCUUCUUUCUGUCACUCUGUUUCCUUUGAGGCCUCUGUGUUGGGUAGCACAAGUUCUUCAGGCAGCUCAUGUGUAACCUUGUAAUAAAUAAACUGAUGUAGAGUGAGAAA